Messenger RNA from Eremomyces bilateralis CBS 781.70, 1561 nucleotides. RefSeq names its product malate dehydrogenase. Lineage: Eukaryota; Fungi; Ascomycota; Dothideomycetes; Eremomycetales; Eremomycetaceae. The record is from RefSeq and is a predicted model, not a curated record. Gene Ontology annotation, biological process: tricarboxylic acid cycle; malate metabolic process. Gene Ontology annotation, molecular function: L-malate dehydrogenase (NAD+) activity. Gene Ontology annotation, cellular component: cytoplasm; mitochondrion. The transcript has 5 exons. Bases 362 to 1381 code for a protein of 339 amino acids.
UUUGCAAAACCCGUGCAAUAAUUUUACAAUGGUCAACACCCAAUCACUGUCGUACAGUUAUCAUGCAGAUGCAACGCUGUGAUUAAUGAUACCGACUAAACGUUACCGUAUAUGGCAGAGUUUCAUUUCCUUCCUGCCACUGAAUCUCCAGCUUCUCUGAUGGACUGAUACCCACUAAAAAUGCCAGGCAACAAGGCAACAAGGCAGUUCAUCCGGAAGAAGUCUUUCAUCACAGCAACUCAUCAACGGAACUGUUUCUCAGACGAAACAUCUCCCAUCUUCACACAUUCUCUUGAUUUCCAUCAACCAUCCUCCUUCCUUCCUUAUACCCUCCAUCAUACAUUUCCCUGCUUCCAUCACCAUGUUUGCAGCUCGUCAAGCUUUCAACGUCGCUCAGCGGAGAGCCUUCUCGGCUUCUUCCCGUCAGUCAUCUAAAGUCGCCGUCCUCGGUGCUGCCGGUGGCAUUGGCCAGCCCCUUUCUCUCCUCCUGAAGCUCAACCCUCGCGUCUCCGAGCUUGCCCUCUACGACAUCCGCCUCGGUCCUGGCGUCGCUGCCGAUGUCGGCCACAUCAACACCAAGAGCACGGUGACCGGCUAUGAUCCUACCCCGUCCGGCCUUAGGGACUGCCUGAGCGGCGCUGAGGUCGUUCUCAUUCCCGCUGGCGUCCCCCGCAAGCCUGGCAUGACCCGUGAUGAUCUGUUCAAUACCAACGCCUCCAUCGUCCGCGACCUCGCCAAGGCGACCGCCGAAGCGGCUCCCAACGCCAAUGUCCUCAUCAUCGCCAACCCGGUCAACUCUACCGUCCCGAUCACCGCCGAGGUGUUCAAGGCCCGAGGCGUCUACAACCCGCGCCGUCUCUUCGGUGUCACCACCCUCGAUGUCGUGCGCGCCUCCCGGUUCCUCUCGCAGAUCAAGGGCUCCGACCCAGCGAACGAGAGCAUCACCGUCGUCGGUGGCCACUCGGGCGCGACCAUCGUGCCAUUGUUGUCGCAGGCCGGAUACGAGCUGACGAAGGAGCAGCUGGAGGCCUACGUGAACCGCGUGCAAUUCGGCGGUGAUGAGGUCGUGAAGGCCAAGGAUGGCGCCGGGUCAGCGACGCUGAGCAUGGCCAUGGCCGGAGCUCGGUUCGCCGAGAGCCUUCUCAAGGCGGCGCAGGGCGAGAAGGGCGUGGUGGAGCCAACAUUCGUCGACUCGCCGCUCUACAAGAGCAAGGGAUGCGAUUACUUCGCCAGCAACGUCGAGCUCGGCCCCAACGGUGUGGAGAAGAUCCACGAGGUCGGCACCAUCACGCCGUACGAGCAGCAGCUACUCGACGUGUGCCUGGGCGAUCUUGCCAAGAACAUCGCGAAGGGCGUCCAGUUCGUCAAGGAGAACCCGUAAAUGGUCAAUAUGGGACGGCGAAGCACGCAGGGGAGCGACCGGUCCAAGACGGAAGAGGGACGAUUCGGUUCCCAGAUCUAUACAGAGAUUUUUUCUUAGCCCGGGCGUCCAAAGACAGCGCGUAUCAUAGAAGUUCGAUGCUGAAUGUCAUUAUACACGCUUACUCUAUUCUAUUGAAAC